AUGGCACCGCACAGCCUUCUCCUGCUCUUGCUCGCGGUGCUGUGCGUGCGUGUGAGCCUCGUUCGCCCCGCCGAUGUAGUCGCAGUGGCCCCGCGGCUUCCGCCUCCAAGCUCGCACCUCCCUCUCGCGCUGCAGAUGCAGGACUUGUGCUCCAACUUCGUGGUCAUCUGCGACUUCGUAGCCAAAAACUGCGACUCGGACCCGCACAACACGGCGACUUCCGACCAAAACCCGAAAUGCGCCGAGAGCUUCACCUUGUUCUACCAGCACAACGCCACGCUCACUCGCUGCGUCCAAGAUUUACCUGCCGAUUCUAACGAUCAGACCCAGGCGUUGGUGUUUCUGGAGAAAUUCUCCGUCUGGCAGAAGCACAACGCGUGUCGCCUGUUCCACGCCACAGAAGCCAAGGCCGCCGUAGAAUGCUCGGGGGUGAACGCCCACCGACCCUGGAAGCAGACUAUGUGGCCGCUCUACUGCCACGAAGUGUUCACAAUGUACAAGUCUACGCGACACGAGCUGGACCAACUUUGUGACCGAACAGCAAACUCCGAGGCCUUUUGGGAAGGGUACGUGGACUACAUUGGGUCCAAGACGUGCAAGCGCUACUACGAGUUGGUGCGGGAGGCGAGGGAGCACAGGUGUGGCGAGAAGAAGAACGCACUGAGUGGAGCGGGGCGGUGCCGAGAGAUGUUCCAGUGGUAUGUGGAGAACCAGCGGGUUGUCGAGACGGACUGCUACGAACUCAAGGCCAGCAAACCGUUCUACCGGGGCUUCUACACGUGGAAGAAGCAGCGACCUUAA
Molecule: messenger RNA, 801 nt
Organism: Phytophthora sojae
Lineage: Eukaryota; Oomycota; Peronosporomycetes; Peronosporales; Peronosporaceae
Exons: 1
Coding region: 1-801 (266 amino acids)
Source: RefSeq, a predicted model, not a curated record